ACUCGACAGUUUUUCAAACCAAGAACCGCUGCUCGCCGUGGUUGAGCAUCAAGGCAGAUGUCAUUCAGUUUCGACGGGCAGCAGUAGGUGUGUUGAUGUCAACGAAACAUCUUAGAACGCUUUCGAAUGGGGACCAUCAUUAAUUGCGACUGCGAGUGAUAUGAUGAAGAAUAUAGGAAAUAAUCCAAUUCAUAAACACCAAGCUAACCACAUACGAGCGAAGAACAAGAGGGGCAACUGGCUGGCGGUGAUUUUGUUCCGAAUUUCGCGACGCGACUUUGGGUUUUGCCUGACAGCUCUGUUUAUGUUUUGUUUGGGUUCCAUUUGUUGGCAACUGAACGGCGGCCCUCCAAAUCUCCUCCAAGGUAUUCGCUAUUAUUUUGGACAGUCAACGUUUACAGACGAUCAUGGACCCAUAGCCCCAAAAUUGCAGGUCCUGCCGUUCCCCAGCAAGGUGGUGUACAACCGUGUAGGCAAGUGUGGCAGUCGAACCAUCGUCCUGCUGCUGCGCAUCUUGGCCGAUCGGCAGCAGUUCACCUUGGUCUCCUCAGACAUCCACAACAAGACCAGACUCACCAAGCAUGAGCAGGGAACUCUCGUGAGAAACAUCAGUGAGAUUCCACAACCAUUCCUCUAUACACGGCACGUGCACUUUCUCAACUUCACUAGGUUCAGGAUAGAUGAACCUGUGUACAUCAACAUCAUCAGAGAUCCCAUCAACCGGUUCCUUUCCAACUACUUCUUCCGGCGCUUUGGGGACUGGCGCGGGGAAGAGAACCACCUGGUACGGACACCUGGCAUGAAGGAUGAGGAGAGAUACCUGGAUAUAAACACUUGCAUCCUGGAAAACUACCCAGAGUGCUCCAACCCUCGCCUCUUCUAUAUCAUCCCAUACUUCUGUGGUCAGCAUCCGCAAUGCAGGGAACCAAGUCAAUGGGCUCUGGAGAAGGCCAAGCAGAACGUUCUGGAACACUAUCUGCUGGUGGGCGUUCUGGAAGAGCUGGAGGACGUGCUGCUGCUCCUGGAACGCCUCCUGCCGCACUUCUUCUCUGAUGUCCUCAACAUCUACCAUAGUCCUGAGUACAAGAAGCUGGGUAACCUGACGGGAACUGUUCGCAAGCACACCCCAAGCCUGGAGGCUUUGCAGGUGCUGUACCAGCGCAUGGAGCACGAGUACAUCUUCUACAACUUCGUCCGAGACCUAUUCCACCUCACCAAGAGGAAGAUAGGCAUGCGCUCUGGUCCCCGCCCCUCAAGACGACACCGUAGCCCCGACCCCAAAGAGCAGGAGGAAGAGCAAGAGGAGGAAGAGCAGAACUGAGCCAAGCAGGCGUAGUCUCUCUUAUAGGGUUUUCAGGCCGAUCAGAACGGAGCCGGUGCCAGUGCCCGCACCAGUUGCGUUCGGAACCAAAGUGCUUAUAUGCGAACUGCCUGUGUUCAUACUGGACUCUGAACUUUUUCCGCACGUGACAGCCACAUUGUCGUCAUGGUUCGCAGAGAAAAAAAACAAGCAUUUUACGGUUCGGGAACGCUAAGAUCUGCGGCGUGAACACACCAGCCGGUUCGCAAUUAGGUGCGGGAACGGGCACAGGCACAGUUCUCAGUCGGCCUGAAUGCGCCCUUAGUGCAGGUGGGCCUUAGCCUGAUUAUCAUCGACAUUCAAAUCUCUUUCAGACUUGGUCUGACCAAGAGCAUAACAAUUAACAUUUCCCAAACGGCAUGGAUGACCCGCCUUCCUUGGUUUGCUUAUGGCUGUUUGCUUACCGACAAAGUGGGAGGAGUUCCCUUAUUUUCGGGAACUCAGAAAGUACUUGCAUUGCUCUUGACCUGACUAGUUGCAACGCUG
This is a messenger RNA of Engraulis encrasicolus (European anchovy), 1846 nucleotides long. RefSeq names its product uronyl 2-sulfotransferase. Lineage: Eukaryota; Metazoa; Chordata; Actinopteri; Clupeiformes; Engraulidae. Gene Ontology annotation, cellular component: membrane. Gene Ontology annotation, molecular function: sulfotransferase activity. The record is from RefSeq and is a predicted model, not a curated record. The transcript is spliced from 8 exons. The coding region runs from base 161 to 1321 and encodes 386 amino acids.